Molecule: messenger RNA, 3951 nt
Organism: Carassius auratus (goldfish)
Lineage: Eukaryota; Metazoa; Chordata; Actinopteri; Cypriniformes; Cyprinidae
Gene: prepl
Product: prolyl endopeptidase like
Exons: 14
Coding region: 186-2318 (710 amino acids)
Biological process (GO): proteolysis
Cellular component (GO): cytoskeleton; Golgi apparatus
Molecular function (GO): serine-type endopeptidase activity
Source: RefSeq, a predicted model, not a curated record
CGGACAACGCUAGUGUAAAUGCAGCACUGGUUCUACACAUAGCAGCACAUGGGUAGAAGGGAAUUUAGUGUUUUGAAUGUGAUACGCAGAAUCUCAAUGCACUGUAUAUGACUGUUAAGGCAGCAGUAAGACGCCGACUAUUUAUAAUCAAACACUAAUUAGAUAGUGACAUAUUGCUGCAUUAAAUGAAUCUGAUAAGUUCGUCUUGUCUGCUGCUUUUGCGGUCAUUUUCACGCAAUAUACAUCGGAGGAAUAUAUACCCAUUAAUCUCGCGGUUGUACACUGAGGGAUCUUCUCAGACUACAGUGGAGCUGUCUAAAGACCAGCUACAGAAACUCAGAGAUCAAGAGCAGCGUUUUAAAAGAAGAUUGCAUUCGGUUCACAGGAAGUUUGCAGUUGUACCAGAAAAUUCAGAGUUCCAGGGACGGCAUCAUGUAUACUUUGAAGAUGGCAAAGGGAUUUACAGAUCGACCCUGGGACACGAUGAUCAGGAGAUGUUGGAGGUGUGCAAUGCAGAUUGGGGAGGAGAUGGAUAUGGAACCAUCCAGAGGGUCAGACUCUCUCCCUCAGAGACCAUGCUGGCCGUCACUGUAAAGAAAGACCACCACGAGGAGACCAGAUGUGUGUUGGUUCAUUUAGGUGGCCUCAUCCUUCGUCAAAAGGCCCCGUUGGUUUUAGAUAAUGUCCUCAGCUUCGAAUGGGCCACAGAUGACGUCCUCUACUACAGCACACAGGAGACUCUUCGCUGCCUAUGUGUUUUCCGUCUUCAUCUCAGUAAUUCUGAGGUCAAAACCACCCUCGUUUAUGAAGAAAAGGAUCCAGAGUUCUUUGUGGAGGUCAGUCGUUCCAGAGACCAGAGGCUGGUGACCAUUAACUGCUGCAGUAAGAUCAGCUCUGAGGUGUGGUUUGUUGACAGCAAGACUCCACUCUUGUUCCCCACCCUCAUCCAGUCCCGUCAACCUGGACUGCUUUACCACGUGGAGCACUCGGACAACUGCCUGUUCAUCCUUGCUAACACUGGAGCAAACCAGGAGUAUCAGCUGCUUAGGGCACCUUUAGCCUCGCCAUCAAUGCCACACUGGGUGCCGUUGUUCAGUGCUGUUCCUGGAACAGUCAUUAAAGAUAUGGAGCUGCUUCAGGAUCACUGUGUGUUCACAGUGAAGGAUUCACAGUGUCGAGUUCAGAUCCAGACUCUUAGCACAAAAGAGCCCCGUCAGUUUAACACUCACCAGCUUCCUCACUGGGCCUGUGAUUUAUCACCUCAGCGUGUUGGAACUGUGGACAGAGGUUCAUUUGGUUUCCUCCUGUCCUCUCCAGUGCACCCACCUGUACGCUACCUCUUUUCGUCCAGAGAACAAAAGCUCUCUGUAACGGAGGACAACACCAAGCACAUCUCCCUCACUGAGUUUAACACGACACGUCUGCAGGCAACCAGUCAGGAUGGUACAAUGGUGCCUUUGACUCUCCUCCACAUGCCAGCAUUAUCUGAGCUGCACAAGGCCCCACUGCUCCUGCAUGUCUAUGGAGCUUAUGGUGUUGAUCUCAGUAUGGCCUUCAGUCCUGAGAAGAGAAUGCUGCUGGAGGACGGCUGGGCUCUGGCCUACUGCCAUGUCAGGGGCGGUGGUGAGCGUGGUCUAGCGUGGCAUCAAGCAGGUUCUGUGCUACAGAAGCGGAGGGGAGUGGAGGAUCUUGCUUCCUGCAUUCAGACUCUUCAUCACUUGGGAGUGUCCCGUCCUGCUCUUACUGCCCUCACUGCUCGCAGUGCUGGAGCUGUCCUAGCGGGGGCGUUGUGCAACCAUAACCCACUGCUUCUUAAAGCUGUAAUUCUACAGGCACCUUUUCUGGAUGUUCUUGGCACAAUGCAAGACCCUUCCUUGCCACUUACUAUAGAGGAGAGAGGGGAGUGGGGAGACCCCCUUAUGAGGGAACACAGGGAUAACAUUGCCUCUUACUGUCCCUGUCACAACAUUAUACCUCAGCUUUACCCAUCCACGUUGAUCACUGCAUACUCGGAGGACCGUAGAGUUCCUUUAUCUGGAGUCAUGAAGUAUGUGCAAAGACUAAAGAAGGCCAUCCAAGUGUGUACCACUCGGGACGGUGUUAACAAACGAGUAGCACGUGUCCCAGUUGUCAUUCUGGACCUGCAGCCAGGAGGCGAUCACUUUGGCCCUGAGGAUUUGAAUUUGUCCUUGAAUGAGAGUGCCCGACAGUUAGCCUUUCUUUACACAGAACUUGGACUAGACCACCAAAAAACUCGACGGAGACAAAAAGAGAGGUCAAAUAACCUGACUGGAAAGUCUCACAGACCACGAAACUAAAUUAUGUGUGUGUACUGUAUGUGUGAGUACUUAUUUUUCUUAAUAAACCAAACAUUUAUUUUGUUGCAUAGAAGUUUUUUAAUUAAAAGAACAGCUUGCAUUUGACAGAUAGAUGUCCAUAUACUGUUUGUCAACUUGUCAGUUCACACGGAACACAAACAGUAUAGACAGUAAGACACUUAAUGUUCAAUGAACAGUUCAGUGGACCAAUGAGAUUUCAAAGUGGGCAGGACUUUGGCACUGUUUAAAUAUUUGAAGUGAUCUGAUUCUUAAUGUACUGACAGACAUCUAUCUGGUCACUCACCACCCAGUUUGGCCAUUUUCCCUCUGGCAUUUUUGAAAUCCAUAAAUGAACCAAACGUUUGGCUUGAUUUCCGGACAGAUCAUCAGGAAGUUACAGCUCUCUUUCAGCGACAUCGCUUGUGCCAUAGUACCUCAUGGUUUUUUCUAUUUCUUCAUAAUCAUAACACUCUGCGACGUCCUAAUACUAAGCACAACAGUUUUCAAUGGAAGUCAAUGGGGUAAGGCAGGGCAUUGUACACAUUUAAAAAAAGGAUUAAAAUCUGUGCGGAAUAUAAAUCCAAGAAUUCCUUCUACCUACACCAGCAGUCCCUCCACUAUACAAACAAUUAAAGGACCACUGAAAGGGCUACUUUUACUGCUCAAACUAGAUAUUUGUGUAUGAAAUAAUGCUUUUACAGAAAUACAAGCACUGCUUUUAAAUCUAAAAAGUCUUGCCCCAAAGACUUACGUUGCAAGUACAUAAAACGCCAUUUUUGUAUGUACUUCCAAACUGAGGGAUGAAUAAAAGUGAUUUCCUAUUGUAAUACGCAUGUCACAGAUGAUCAGUUUUAACUUGCGUUGAACCUGUGAACAUUAAGUUAAUUCUCACAAGUCCAUGAGGAGCAGAAAGACAAAUCACUGAAGAGAGCCAAGACCACACAGUUAUUUCCCUAGAUCUUCAAUGGCUUUGAAAUCGUCUGGAAUUAGGAUAAUGGGAAUGACUUGUCAGUAAAUCCAUUGAAAUAUGCACUAGUAAUCCUUAAAUGACAUUGUGAGAACAAAGAACAUUAAUAGGACUCCUCCUGAAUGAAUUCGGAGAACAUUUUUGACUCUGGCAGAUGAAGUGCUACAAAAAAUAAGUGUGUAAACUGAAUGUUUACGUUUUCACCUGGUUGUAUAGCAUUGUUGGGCUUACUGGAUCUUGGUCAGGGUCAACCUGGGGUUCAUUUCUCGAAUAUGAGGCCUCCCUCAAGCAUGUUUCACAGCGACCAUGCAGAACCCAUCCAACCACUUCUUCAGACAGAAAUGGAUUAAUAAUAAUAUCCUAUUAGACAGAUGUGGAAGAAAGAUCAAAGAGGGCCCAUGGUAGUAAUGAAACAUGAUACGGUAUGGUGGAUUGCAGAUCUGCAUAAAGAGCCUUUUUGUUAAAAAGCUUGAAGGCUAAUGUUCCUCACUCCACGGUAAAGUCCUCCACGUCAUAUCCAAAGUCUCUCAUAUGAGAGUUGUAAAAAGGGCUGAUCCAGGUUGCUUUAAUGUUCUCAAAAUGACUCAGUUUGUCCGUUAUUCCUGAAGUCAUACACUGAAUUAUACGUUUGUUCUGUAUUCAACAAUUAAUUUAUCUCGAUCACAA